This is a messenger RNA of Capsaspora owczarzaki ATCC 30864, 1207 nucleotides long. RefSeq lists its product as hypothetical. The transcript has 4 exons. The record is from RefSeq and is a predicted model, not a curated record. The coding region runs from base 8 to 1117 and encodes 369 amino acids. NCBI's taxonomy places the organism in Eukaryota, Filasterea, Ministeriida, Capsasporidae.
CAGUGCAAUGUCGUUGGCUGCGAAUGCUUCUUCAAUCUCAGUCCCAGUCUCAAUCUCAGUCUCAGUCUCAGUCCCACCAGUCCCAGCCAUGACCACAACCCCCGGCACCAAGGGAUCAACCGCCGGCCAUCCGCCGCGCCAUGUUGAAUGGCAGCCACACGCGUCCGAGUUUGACAGCGAGACGAGGCGCUUGGUCGUCCGCGCUGCGAGUGACUGGCAAGCAGAGCACCACCAACUCGAGCAACAACCGCAGCAGCAGUGGUCGUACUUGAACCGCAACGUGCCGUCUCGCGUGCAGCAUGGUCCAAUGUGCGGAAUGGUAGCGCUCGGAAUGGGAACAUCAUACUUGACAAGCAGUGCAAGCACAUCGGCUCAUGACAAGGCGCCAGACUCUCCAAGCUUGUUGCUAGCGGCGGCUGAUCCUGCGCGACCGCCGCAAGUGGAUGCCGACAGCUGGCGGAUACUCACCCUGGCCAAGCAGCACAAGUACAGCGCGUAUGGUGAAAUGUUCUAUGCAGAGUGGCUGGCGGAGCUGGCUUCCAUGCAGCAUGGUUCCGUUCAGGCGAAAGUGCUGACGCCCUUGACGUUAAGCGCCAUUCUGCAAGAACUCGUAGCAGGCAAUCUGGUCCUCUUUCCAUAUGACGCCGAUCGCAAUCACACUCCCUGUUUACGAAGCGGGCACAAGGCGCAUUGGGCCAUCUUGACUGGGUUUGCGGGCGUGCAAGUCUCACCAACUGCCGCAUCUCCUGAUCAAACCUCUCACGAUGUGAAAGACGAGCCAAUAUGCGCCGACGAGUUGCUCAAAGGAUGCACGAUUCGCGUUCUAGACAAUCAGCUACAUUUUGUAUCGAGCAACGCCGAUAGUGCGCAGCUUGUGAUGGAGGCCGAGUCCGUCCACUUUUUCCUGAGACAAGGGAAAUCACGGCACCAAGCUUUAUAUCCAGCUGCCGCCAUGCUAAAGAGUAAUUGGAACAUGGUUGAGCCCGAUCCCGACCGCGCGUCCUUUGCGAAUGGCCUCGCGUCUGCUGAUGUGGCGAGUUAUGUUGUUCCCGCGAAUUUGGAAACUCUGCGCGAUCGUGUCGUUGUGCUACGUGCUGUAGCACGAUCCGAGUCCUGACAAGAACACUUUAAUUUCCUGCUCUAGAUCGCAUGACCUUUUCUCCCGCCAACUUUUGCUCACCGACCAUGAUCAUCAAUACCGAGAACG